Molecule: messenger RNA, 4622 nt
Organism: Humulus lupulus (European hop)
Lineage: Eukaryota; Viridiplantae; Streptophyta; Magnoliopsida; Rosales; Cannabaceae
Exons: 27
Coding region: 160-4161 (1333 amino acids)
Source: RefSeq, a predicted model, not a curated record
UGUGGUUGGGUUUGUGUUCAAAAUAGAAAGUGAAGGAAACCCAGCCCAGGAUUGCGCGGUUUGAACCUUGAAUUCCAUUCUAUGCCCUCCCUUACCUACCUAAACCCUAAUUUGACAAACGGAAUUCUCAUUCGUAGGUAGGCGUCGGACUCGGACCUCAUGGCCGGAGCUCCAAGAGACCAAGUUCUCUCUCUCCUCGCUGCCGCCAACAACCAUGGUGAUUUGGCAGUCAAGCUCUCUUCUCUCAGACAGGCCAAGGAUAUUCUUUUGUCCCUCGAUCCUUCUUCUGCGACCGAGCUUUUGCCCUAUUUUGUUGAGCUCCAGUCCUCCCCCGAGCUCCUUGUCCGAAAAUCGCUCCUCGAGUUAGUGGAAGAAAUUGGGUUGAAGGCGAUGGAGCAUUGCUCUGUACUAAUGCCCGUCUUCUUGACACUUUUAAGAGAUGACCACUAUAUCGUUGCGAAACAAUCUAUUGUUAGCGCCUCGAAUUUCUUUUCUAGUGUUUUACAAGAGAUGUCAUUGCAGUUUCAAAGAUGUGGUAAAGUGGAGAGAUGGCUUGAAGAACUUUGGUCGUGGAUGGCUAAGUUCAAAGAUGCAGUAUUUGCUAUAGCAUUGGAGCCUGGCUGUGUUGCGACAAAGUUGCUUGCACUGAAAUUUUUGGAAUCAUAUGUUUUGCUAUUUUCAUCCGACUCUAGUGAAACUGAAGCUCCUGUUGCAGAAGGAAGCCGGCGGCUUUUCAAUAUUCCGCUGCUGGUUGGUGGUCACCCAGUUCUUGACCCAUACAUGCUCAUGUCAGAGGCAAAUAGGACUCUUGACAUUCUAUUGAAUUUGUUGCAGUCAGCUAGCAGUUUACCUGGUCCUUUGACAAUCACCGUUGUGAAUUGUCUUGCAGCUAUAGCAAGAAAGAGACCUCUUCACUACGGUACAGUUCUCACUGCGCUGCUUGAUUUUAAUCCGAACUUUGAGCUGCUGAAAGGUUGUCAUACUUCCAGUAUCCUGUAUUCCAUAAGAACUGCGCUGUUGGGAUUUCUUAGGUCUACUAACCCGGCUAUAAUGGAGUCAAGAGAUAGGUUGGUUCGGGCUCUACGAACUAUGAAUGCUGGAGAUGCAGCAGAUCAAGCUAUCCGGCAAGUUGACAAAAUGAUCAAAAAUGCUGAACGUGCUUUACGUGAGGCUCGGUUGGGGAAGGAUGAUCAACUGUCAAGCCAGCUACCUGUUACAGGGGAUCUGUUAAAAAAGAGAUCUGUGCCUUUGGACAAUGAAGACUCAGCUAAUAACCAUGAGAUACCUUCUAAGAAAAUGCGUCAUGGUCCAGAGACCUAUUUGGGUGUCCCUGUUCAAAGUAAUGAUUUUUUGCGGGAUAGCAGUUCUGUUAAUGGUCUCUCCCAUGAUAUUCCCUUGUUGGAUGGUGAAUUAACUCCUGUAGAAAAGAUGAUUGCAAUGAUUGGUGCUUUGCUUGCUGAAGGAGAAAGAGGCGCCGAAUCACUUGAAAUCCUUAUCUCAAAAAUUCAUCCUGAUUUGUUGGCUGAUAUUGUUAUAACUAACAUGCGGCACUUGCCUAUGACUCCCCCUCCCUUAACAGGGGUUGGGAAUUUCUCAGUACCUCGCCAGAUAAGCUCUUUAAAUAAUGCAGGACAAGUUAAUUCUGGGUCUCCUCGAGCAAAUUCUGUGCAAUCCCCAACUCUCCCUUUGCAGAUGCCUUUUUCUUCUGCUACUAUAACUAGUUCUUUGGUUUCUGACUUGUCUACUGCAAAUAAUUUUCCUACUGAUUCAAAACGAGAUCCACGGAGGGAUCCUCGUCGGCUAGAUCCACGGCGUAUAGCUGUUUCUACUGGACUUGCAUUGAAUCCUAUUGUAGAGGAUGCUACUUCCUUGCAAUCUGAAUCUGAUGGUUUUAUUCCUUUGAGUAAGCCUAAUUCACUUUCUUUUGGGACAAGAUUUGAAAAUUCUUCAGAGCCUGUUAUCUCCAAGGAGGAGGAAAUAGAAGGUCCAAUGAUUUCUGGGAUGGGUCAAUCAGUUCACAAGGAGGAGGUUCUUGAACCAGAGGAAAUUGCCCCUGCAAAACAGGUCAAGACUUCAGAUCCCACAGAUUCUGCUGUUCACACUAGUGAUGACUUUGUUGCAGUAGAGUUUCCAGAUGUUGCAGUGAAAGAUGAAGUUGAUAUGUCAUAUUUUCCAGAAUUUGAUCAGCAUUCUCCAGGCCUUUCAAAUGAAUCUGCAUCUGAAGAUACCUGUCAUGAUCUACCUCAACUUCCACUAUAUGUGGAGCUAACCGAAGAACAGCAACAAAGUGCUAGAAAAUUUGCCGUUAAACGGAUUAUUCACUCUUACAAGCAUUUAUGUGUGACAGAUUGUAGUCAGAUGCGCCUGGCAUUACUUGCUAGGUUGGUUGCACAGAUGGAUGCAGAUGAUGAAGUUGUUGUGAUGGUGCAAAAACAUAUUGUGGUGGACUAUCAAGAGCAGAAGGGGCAUGAGCUUGUAUUACACAUCUUGUAUCAUCUCUAUUCACUCACAGCCCUUGAUUCAGUUGGAAACAUUUCUUAUCCUGCUGCUGUGUAUGAAAAAUUUCUUUUGGCAGUGGCGACAUCUUUGCUCGAUUCCUUUCCAGCUUCAGACAAAUCUUUUAGCAAACUACUCGGUGAAGUUCCAGUUUUGCCUAAUUCUGCUUUGAAACUACUAGGUGAUCUCUGCUAUGCUGAUAUAACUGACCAACAUGGAAAAGAUAUCCGUGAUGUGGAACGUGUUACGCAGGGCCUUGGUGCCGUCUGGAGUUUGAUUUUGGGACGUCCCUUGUAUAGGCAAGCCUGCUUAGAUAUAGCUUUAAAGUGUGCUGUUCAUCUACAAGAUGAAAUUCGUGCAAAAGCUAUUCGCCUGGUGGCUAACAAACUGUAUCAGUUGAGUUAUGUAGUGGAAAAUAUUGAGCAGUUUGCAACUAGUAUGUUGCAAUCAGCUGUGGAUAACCAAUCUUCAGAUUUAGAGCAUCUGCAAUCUGGGUCCACUGAACAAAGAGCUACAUGGAUGGUUGGAAGCCAGGAAACAUCAGUUAGUGAUUCUCAAAUUACAGAUUCUGGAAAUUCUGAAAUUGAUUCCACAAGGAAGGGUCAGCCUGUAGCACAUGGCACAACAACAAUGUCUCUUCUGGAUGCUCAGCGACUCAUUUCUCUGUUUUUUGCUUUAUGUUCUAAGAAACCAAAUCUUCUUCAACUUGUUUUUAACAUUUAUGGGCGAGCGCCAAAAACUGUAAAGCAGGCCUUUCACCGCCAUAUCCCAAUUCUCACAAGGGCACUAGGUUCAUCUAAUCCUGAUUUGCUCUCCAUAAUAUCUGAUCCACCACAAGAGAGUGAGAAUCUUUUGAUGCUAGUACUGCAAAUUUUGACCCAGGAGACGACGCCUGCUCCUGAUCUGAUAGCCACCGUCAAACAUUUAUAUGAAACUAAAUUGAAGGAUGUAUCAAUUCUUAUCCCAAUGUUAUCUUCACUUUCCAAAAAUGAGGUUUUGCCUAUAUUUCCCCGGCUUGUUGCUCUUCCUUUAGAAAAAUUCCAAAAGGCCCUUGCUCAUAUACUACAGGGUUCAGCUCAUACUGGUCCAGCUUUAACACCUGCUGAGGUUUUAGUUGCCAUUCACAACAUUGCUCCUGAAAAAGAUAGUCUUGCUCUUAAAAAGAUAACAGAUGCUUGCUCAGCUUGUUUUGAGCAGCGAACAGUAUUUACACAGCAAGUCUUGGCAAGGGCCUUGAGCCAGAUGGUUGACCAGACUCCACUACCUCUUCUCUUCAUGAGAACAGUAAUUCAGUCAAUUGAUGCUUUUCCUUCACUGGUUGAUUUCGUUAUGGAGAUACUUUCCAAACUUGUGAGCAAACAGGUCUGGAAGUUGCCAAAACUUUGGGUUGGCUUCUUGAAAUGUGUAUCUCAGACGCAACCACAUUCUUUUCAUGUCUUAUUGCAGUUACCACCACCACAACUUGAAAGUGCUUUAAACAAGCAUGCAAACCUCAGAAGUCCCCUUGCUGCUUUUGCUAGUCAGCCGAGCUUAACAAGUUCACUGCCUAGAUCAACACUUGCAAUUCUGGGUCUUGCAAAUGAAAGGCUGCAACAAUCUCACCGUUCAUCAUCCUUUAACUCUUCAGAUGCAAGUUCAUCAGUUCGCGGAGCAACACCAUCAUGACAGCUAAGAACCUUUGCAAUUCUGGAAUUUGAUCUUGAUUGUAUAUAGUUCAUAUGAAGACCCUGCCAUGUGAUAGAAUACUUAAAAGUUUGGAGAAAGGAAGGUGUGAUUGAUUGGUUGGAUGGGUGUCUGACUGGUUAAAAACGAAUGAAUGAUUCCUUCAAGCCUCUAGUACAUAAGGAGGCCUUUCAAUGAAUCAACUUCCGUCCUAGAAAGAUCAGUUUCACUUUCAUAUACUUCUGACCAGCAGCAGCUGCUUCGGAAUGUAUCAUAGUGUAUUUGUCUUUGUAUUUGUAUCUAAUCUCUCAAAUUUUGGUUUAUUUUUAUCCUGUUUAAUGCGGGUUGGGUUCGAUUUACUAGUUUCAUUUUGGUUGGUUAGCCUAGCCACUUGGAGCUAAGCUGUUGAAGCCUCGAUUACAUUCAGUAUUAUUGUAAUAAUUUCUCCACGUUCUUCUGUACUA